Molecule: messenger RNA, 2655 nt
Organism: Scophthalmus maximus (turbot)
Lineage: Eukaryota; Metazoa; Chordata; Actinopteri; Pleuronectiformes; Scophthalmidae
Product: zinc finger protein RFP
Exons: 15
Coding region: 207-1958 (583 amino acids)
Molecular function (GO): zinc ion binding; protein binding
Source: RefSeq, a predicted model, not a curated record
CACAAACAAACACACACACACACACACACACACACACGUACACCUUUAUAAUUCGACGCUGACACACUUCAUAAGCGAGAGUGUGUGUGUGAGGGAUUUCUAAAGUUCAAAACUCAAUAUUGCUGACGGAUUGAUUUGGAUACACUUGAAAACCAAGACCCUGAACCGAGGCGACGCCUGCGACGCAUCGAUCGUCAUCAUCAAGGAUGUCUCUGCACAGGAGCUUUCUGUCCGACGAGCAGUUCCUCUGCUCCAUCUGUCUGGACGUGUUCACCAACCCCUCGUCGACGCCCUGUGGCCACAGCUUCUGCAUGUCCUGCAUCGGCCGAUACUGGGACGGAGCCAAGGUUUGCCAGUGUCCUCUGUGUAAGAAAACCUACCAGAAGCGACCGGACCUCCAGAUCAACCGGACGCUGCGAGAGAUCACGGAGCAGUUCAGGUCCAUGAGGGGAGGUGGGGGGCUGGAGAGGAGGAGAGGGGGGAAAGGAGGAGGGGAUGGAGCCAUAACAGGUAAUAUUUUCGAUAACCUGAAGAGGAAGCUUCCUCGACCUGUGACCUGUGAGGCCCAGUCACCAGAGGACGAGUCCACCCCAGCGCUGCUGGCCUCUUCGGUGCCGAACGACAGUCCCAUCACGUCCGGACCUCCUCCUCCUCCUCCUCCCCACGUCUCCCGCUCCAACGGCCGGAGGAGGUUCACCGUGAGCGGGGCGGCGAGCAGCCAGAGCCUGUCGGUCUGCGACCUCCACCACAGGGGCACCACGAUCUACUGUCGCACGGACCGAGUGUGCAUCUGUCCCGACUGCGAGGCCGAGCAGCACCAGCACCACGACACGGUGUCAGUCGAGGACGAGUGGACGGACACCAAGUCGCAGCUGAUUGUGUCGGCUCAGGAGAUCCAGGAGAUGAUCAGACAGAGAAUCAAGAAGAUCGAAGAGAUCAGAGUGUCAGUGACUGAACUGGAGCAGGCGGUGGAGCGAGAGACCGCCGGCAGCGUUCGCCUCUUCUCCUGGCUGCUGUCGGCCAUCGAGCGUUCGCAGGCGGAGCUGAUGGAGGUGAUGGAGAUGAGCCGGAGGGCGGCCGAGCACCAGGCCGACGCCACCGUACGACAGCUGGAGCUGGAGGUGGAGGAGCUGCGUGGGAGAGAGGGAGCCCUGCACGAGCUGGCCCAGUCAGACGACCCCAGCCACUGCGUCAAGGCCUUCGCCGUCCUCUCGGGUCCGCCGCCCUCCAAGAACUGGUCGGGCGUGUCAGUGAACUCUGACCUGGGCACAGGGAUCGUCUACAGGUCGCUGGCCGCUCUGGUGGAGAGGUUCCAGGAAGAGCUGAGGAACGUCGCAGAAAAGGGUUUCCCCGCCGCAGUGCAGGAGCGCAGUCCGGUCCGAACGCAGCCCCGGAUGAGGAAAGUGCAGGAGUACGCAGUGGACGUAACUCUGGACCCCGACACCGCCCAUCCCAGACUGAUCCUGUCGGACGACAUGAAGAGUGUGAAGUGUGGAGAGCGACACCAGCUUCUGCCCGACAACCCCGAGAGGUUCGACAGGGUCGUGUGCGUCCUGGGGCGGAACGCAAUUUCCUCCGGGAGACACUACUGGGAGGUGGAGGUGGGCGGGAAGACGGACUGGGAUCUGGGCGUGGCCAGGAAAUCGGUCAACAGGAAGGGGAAGGUUGACGUUACCCCAGUCAAUGGCUACUGGUUCCUCAGCCUCAGAAACAAGAACAAGUACGCCUUUCGCACUGAACCCUCCACAGUUGUUGACCUGAACCUGCCGCCGCACAAGAUCGGUGUGUUCGUGGACUUCGACAAAGGACAGGUGUCUUUCUACAACGUCGAGGCUAAAAUCCACAUCUACACUUUCAACGACACGUUCACCGAGCGCAUGUUCCCGUUCUUCAGCCCCUGCACCAAUAAAUCGGGCAAGAACGAGACGCCGCUGAUCAUCACGCCGGUGAAGACCUGACAGUUAUUUGUGGCUUCUCCUUCUCUUGUUGUUUUACAGUGUGCACUUGUGCACUUAAGUUUCCCUGUAAAAGAAUGAACAACGAUGCUGGUGUCUUGACAUAUAGGUGUAACGCGUGGUUGUAUUUUAAAAUGAUUCACUGGUAAAAAUCGAACAACACACUGUAAUUCUGUUGAAAAUACAAAAUCCAUUUAUGGAAGGGGGGGGGGGGGGAUUUAAAUUUUACAUUUUGCUUGGAUCAAGUUGGUUUGUUUCUAUGAAAACAGUUGAGAAAAUUAAAUUUUGUGGGGGGGCAUAUUCAACGUCUAUUUAUUUUCUCAGGAUUUGUACGUGUUUGUUGUUGUAAUGCUCAUUUCGGCCACUACUCCAGUCUCAUGUUUUCGUUCCAGGUGAUUUGUAUAGAAUUUCUUUUCGACGGGGCGUUUUGAGAAAUCUAGGGAAACACAAUUUUUUUUACUGUUCUAUUUAUUUGUUGAUAUUUUCUUACGAUUGUAUUUUUACUGUUCUCAUUUUAUGAUAUAUAUAUAUAUACAUAUUGUUUCUUCUAUUUUAAUCUUGUGAGCCUCUUGUCUGUAUUCCUUUCGCACUUUAACAAUAGUUAUACAUUAACUGUAUUAUUUUAUUGUUCUGUGAAGCACUUUGAAAUUGCCAUGGUGUAUGAAAAAGUGUUAUACAAAUAAAGUUGCCUUGUAAUUUG